Messenger RNA from Fasciola hepatica (liver fluke), 456 nucleotides. The record is from the annotation of a GenBank genome assembly. Lineage: Eukaryota; Metazoa; Platyhelminthes; Trematoda; Plagiorchiida; Fasciolidae.
AUGUGUCCUACCCAUAACCAGAGACAGCCAAGUUCCGAUUCAUUCCAAAAAUAUGAUUGUAACUGUAUAGUAGUAGUAGUAGUAGUAGUAGUAGUAGUAGUAGUAGUAGUAGUAGUAGUAGUAGUAGUAGUAGUAGUAGUAGUAGUAGUAGUAGUAGUAGUAGUAGUAGUAGUAGUAGUAGUAGUAGUAGUAGUAGUAGUAGUAGUAGUAGUAGUAGUAGUAGUAGUAGUAGUAGUAGUAGUAGUAGUAGUAGUAGUAGUAGUAGUAGUAGUAGUAGUAGUAGUAGUAGUAGUAGUAGUAGUAGUAGUAGUAGUAGUAGUAGUAGUAGUAGUAGUAGUAGUAGUAGUAGUAGUAGUAGUAGUAGUAGUAGUAGUAGUAGUAGUAGUAGUAGUAGUAGUAGUAGUAGUAGUAGUAGUAGUAGUAGUAGUAGUAGUAGUAAAAUUUCUGUCUAAAUGA